AUAGUAGAAUAAAAAUAAAGCUUUGUGAGUAGAAUUGAGGUCUUACUUCAACAAAAUAGGUUUUUACUGAUAAGUGCCCUUGAUUUGAAUAUAAAUGUAUUAGAAUUGCAUAUUUUGAAUGGUAGGAGAAAAUUAUUUUUUAUUUUGAUGCUUGUAUUUCAAUAGACAAAAAGUUCUAAAGAUUGCAUUUCUUCAAAUGGGCUGGGUUUUUUUGAGAUCAUGCAAAAUAAGUUUCCCCAAGAGAUUUUAUGGCGGUUAUUAAAUGUAGAAUUUACCAAAAAGUCCUUUCUCUUCAUCUAAUCUAAUUGGGAAAUGCAGUUUGAUGUCUGUUAUUAACAAUUCUUACUGACAAUAAAUUACUAUAUGUGUUUUGUAUUCCAACCUUCAGAUGUUAAUUUCUCCUUAAGCUAGCUGAUAAAAUUCAUUAGUUUCUAAAAUACUAUCUUAACUUUUCCUAGCCAAACACAGCAAAAACAACCUUGAUAAUCCAGCGUUUUAUUUCCCCUCAGACUAAAUGGGUACAGAACUAUUGGUGUGACCAAUAUGCAUAUAUGUUGUAUUUAUGGGGUGCUCAGAACUGGUGCUUCCGAAAUGGAUUUCACUGGUAAAACUGCAGGAUGUGCAAGAUGAGAUUUUCCCACUUACAAAGAAACAGCAAGUUCUAUUGUCAAAAUCUGGUUCCUCGGGGGCUUUUGGUAAAAAAGCCCCUGUUUUAUUUGCUUACUACUAUCGCUGCUUCCUCUUUUGUAUUUAUAUACAUAAGGGCAUGAGUUCUCAGCUUCAUAGUCAUCACUGAAAAGAGCAAUGAUUUCUGCCUGCACACUCAGCCUUCUGUUUGCUGCUACCUUCCUGGCUGCUCCUUUAGUGAACCAAGAUAGGUGUGGCUACCCACCUAGGUUAGCUUCUGCUGAAUUAAUGGAUGCAUAUAAAGAAAAAGAUUUCUUUCCUGUUGGAUCAAUAGUGAAAUACAAAUGUCGACCAGGUUACAUGAAAAACUCAGGGAUGUAUAGUAGGUGUAAGGAAAACCAACAGUGGUCAAAAGUUCUGGAGCUCUGUAAACGAAAAACAUGUGGAUAUCCAGGAGAACCAGUGGGUGGCAGAUUGCUUGUAACAGGCGAUUUUGACUUAGGAUCCACUGCAAAUUACCAGUGUGACGAAGGGCAUAGGCUGAUUGGCAAGUCUACAAGAAAGUGUAAAGUAGUGAACAAUAAAAUGGAAUGGAGUGAUGAAGUUCCCGUGUGUGAGAUUAUUCCAUGUUUGCCACCACCAAAAAUUCCCCAUGGCAAGCACACUGGAGAGUAUUUGGAUAAUUUCUACUAUGCAACACUUGUAAUCUAUAGCUGUGACAAAGGCUACCCUCUUAUUGGAAAUUCUUCUAUUAUCUGUAUAUCUAAGGAUGGAGUAAACGGAGAAUGGAGUGGACGUGCAUCUUGUGGAGUGACAGAGUGUCCAUCUCCUCAGAUUAAGAAUGGAAGGAUUGUGUCUGGAGUUUCCAGCACCUACAAAUAUAACCAGAAAGUUAGCUUUGAAUGCAUUGGGGGCUAUGAGAUGGUUGGUUCCAGAGAGAUUCAUUGCCAAGUGGAUGGUACAUGGGAUCCCCCCAAACCUGUCUGUGAACAGAUGGUUCAAUGCCCACCACCCCCAGACAUUCAAAAUGGGAUGCACAACAACCAGAAAACAGGAAUAUUUCCUAGUGGAAUAUUUGUGAAAUACACAUGCAAUCCUGGUUAUGCUCUGAUUGGAGAGGAAACUCUUAAUUGCACAAAUGCUGGCAAAUGGUCGUCUCCUGCCCCUAACUGUGAAGUGGUGAUAUGCCAGCCACCCCCAGACAUUCAAAAUGGAAUCCGCAGUAACCAGGAAACAGCAGUAUUCCCUAGUGGAAUGCUUGUGAAAUAUACAUGCAAUCCUGGCUAUGCUCUGAUUGGAGAGGCAACUAUUAAAUGUAUAGAUGAUGGCAUGUGGUCUUCUCCUGCCCCUAACUGUGAAGGAGGCAACUGUGGCAUCCCCAUCAGGUUAGACUUUGCAGAGCUCACUGAUGAGUAUCAGAAAAUGAAUUCCUUUCCUGUUGGGUCAUUGGUACAAUACAAAUGCAAAUCAGGUUAUGUUAAGCUCCCUGGAAUGAAUGCCUCUUCUAUAUGUAUCAGGAAUCAGGUUUGGUCAGAAGUUCAAGAAUUUUGUAAAAAAAAAUCAUGUGGCCACCCAGGAGAACCAGAAAAUGGUAGACUGAUUGUAUCAGAAGAUUUUCUGUUUGGUUCUACAUUAAAUUAUACUUGUGAGGAAGGGUACAAACUGAUUGGAGACUCUUCCAUAAAAUGUGCCUUAAAUGGAAAAAGCGUAAAAUGGAGUGGCAAGCUUCCUGAAUGUCAGCCUAUCUUGUGUCCAUCGCCACCAAAUAUUCCCCACGGCAAGCACACUGGAAAACUUUUGCAAGACUUCUUCUAUGGGACAACUGUAACAUAUAUGUGUGACAAAGGCUACCCCCUUUUUGGAAAUGCCUCUAUUUCCUGUACAUCUAAGGAUGGGAUAAAGGGAGAAUGGAGUGGCCGUGCGUAUUGUGGAGUGACAGAGUGUCCAUCUCCUCAGAUUAAGAAUGGAAGGAUUGUGUCUGGAGUUUCCAGCACCUACAAAUAUAACAAGAAAGUUAGCUUUGAAUGCAUUGGGGGCCAUGAGAUGGUUGGUUCCAGAGAGAUUCAUUGCCAAGUGGAUGGUACAUGGGAUCCCCCCAUACCUGUCUGUGAACAGGUGGUUCAAUGCCCACCACCUCCAGACAUUCAAAAUGGGACUCACAACAACCAGAAAACAGGAAUAUUUCCUAGUGGAAUAUUUGUGAAAUACACAUGCAAUCCUGGCUAUGCUCUGAUUGGAGAGGCAACUCUUCAUUGCACAAAUGCUGGCAGAUGGUCGUCUCCUGCCCCUAACUGUGAAGGAAAAUCAUGUGGACAUCCAGGAGAACCAGAGGGUGGCAAAUUGCUUGUAACAGGAGAUUUUCGCCUUGGUUCCACUGUAAAUUAUCAGUGUGAGGAAGGGUAUAGGUUGAUUGGCAAGUCUUCCAGAAGCUGUGCAUUGUUUGGUAAAACAGUAGCAUGGACAGAUGACCUUCCUUACUGCCAGAUGACACAGUGUCCAUAUCCUCAGAUUAAGAAUGGAAGGAUUGCUGCUGGAAUUUCCAGAACUUACAAAUAUAACCAGAAGGUUAGCUUUGAGUGCACUGUGGGCUACAAGAUGGUUGGUUCCAGAGAGAUCUAUUGCCAAGGGGAUGGUACAUGGGAUCCCCCUAUACCUGUCUGUGAACAAGGCUGUGUGAAUCCAGACAUUCAGAAUGGAAGAAUUAUUAGGCCCAAAGCAAAUGAUCAAUCUGUAUCAACAAUUACAUUUGAAUGUGACUCUGGCUACACCAUGAAAGGCAAUCAUACAAUUCGGUGUCAACAUGGCAACACAUGGGAUUCGCCAGCACCUGUCUGUGUCAGGGUAGUGCAAUGCCAGCAACCCCCAAACAUUCAAAAUGGGAUUCACAACAACCAGGAAACAUUAUUUCCCAUUGGAAUGCUUGUGAAAUACACAUGUAAUCCUGGCUACGCUCUGAUUGGGGAGGCAACUAUUCAGUGUACGGAUAGUGGCACAUGGUCUUCUCUUGCCCCUAACUGUGAAGAGAUUGAAUGCAAGUCACCUCCAGAUAUCCAGAAUGGGGUUCAUAGCAACCAGGAAGUAAUGAUAUUCAAAAGAGGAAUGUGUGUGAAAUAUACAUGCAACUUUGGCUAUACUCUAAUUGGAGAUGCUACUAUUCAUUGCACAGACUCUGGCACGUGGACCUUUCCUGCCCCUCAUUGCAAAAAAUCACAGUGUCCCUUCCCUCCAAGCAUAGCCAAUGGAAAACAUGAUAGUUUAGCUUUGAAAAUGUUUACUUCUGAAAUGUCUGUAACCUAUUAUUGUGAUCCGGGAUAUUUGCUUAUUGGAAAGGCAUCUAUUACCUGUGGACCUUCUGGAAACUGGAGCCUUCCUGUGCCAUCCUGUGAAGUUAUGCAUUGUCCCGUACCCCCAAAAAUCAUCCAUGGGAAGCAUGUUGGUGAAGACUUCACAUAUGGGAAAUCAGUAAUCUAUAUUUGUGAUGCUGGCUAUUCCCACAUUGGAAACUACAGUGUUACGUGUAUUCGGAACAGCUCAAACUCUGUAAAAUGGAGUGAAGCCCCCAGAUGCCAAGGUUGCCUUGCACCACCAAAUGUCACCCAUAGCAAACGAGACAAGACUACUUUGGAAGAUUUCCCCUAUGGCACCUCUGUGACUUAUCAUUGUGAUCCAGGUUUUUUUCUUAUUGGAGCACCAACCAUUUACUGCCAGACUUCUGGAACAUGGAAUCAACCUAUCCCUCAGUGUAAAAGAAAAGAAUAUACGGAGGCUACUAAACUCCCAAGUGACUCUCAGGUGACCAAGGAUCGGAACAAUCAAAUAGAAAAAAAAACUGAAUCAUUCAUAAAAAACACAAUACAUUCAAAAAUCAACAAAACAAGUACCAGGGACUUAGCAACUACCUUCACCCCAGGCCUUGGAGGAGAGCCAGAUAUUCAAAGACUUCCGGAACAAUUCAAUGGUGGGAACCAAACAGACCAAUUGAAUGGUGGGAACCGAACAGAUGCUUUUCCAGAGUUUAGAAAUUGCAGUGGAGAAGUAGAUGGCUGCCCGCUCCCACCACUUUCUGAUAGCACCAAAGCAGAAAGAAAAGAUGUGAUUCAGACUAGAGUUAAUGUGACUCUGGAGUGUGAAAAUGGGUAUGUCAGGAAUGAUUCUUCUCCUAUUCAAGCGCAGCAGAUAGGACGGGAUGCCCCUGUGCCAGCAUGUACACAGAGUAAGCAAAGCUCCUACAAUUUUGCUACCAUAGGUUUUGGUUCUGUGGGAAGUAUCCUAUUGCUUUUCCUCAUUUUUGGUGGUGCGAUGUGGAUUGUCCUUUUGCAAAAGAAAAAACGCAAUUGUACCUGUGAAGCCCAAAGAAAGUAUUGUGUUGCUAGUUAUGAAGAUUCUCCACUGUAAAAAGAAAACUUUGUCUUCAUAGCUACAGGACAAGAUAUUCUUAAUUGGCAAUUUCUUCUGAGCAAGCUAACAACAAAUAUCAUGCUGACAUUGAUGGUUAUGUUAUGAGAAGCAAUGAAUGUAUAAUAUACUCCUGGAAAAAAUAUGAAGCAGAGUCAUUGAUAUAACAUAGCUGAUAUGAUUUUGAUAUAAAAAUCAAGAACCAUACAUGACCAUUUAUUGUUGACAUAUAUUAUUCUUUUUAUUGCAUUCUUUUACUUUGUUAUAGCACUUUGUUUUUUCUUCUUUGAUAAUGUAUUAUGAUCACUUUUGUUUUGUUACAAAACAUACAUGCAUAAAUGUUUUAUUAAUCUGGCCUUUGGCCUUUGGUGAGGCAGCCCUCUGAGACCUGCCCACUUCAUUAUGCUUGCCAUCUUUUAUUUAUGUUGUAUUUUUUUUUUGUAUGAUGUCUUUUGAUUGUUGUAAGCUGCCCAGAGUUGUUGAGAGCCUGGCAGUAUACUAAUGUAAUCAUCCAUUCAUAUUCCAUAUUCAUUAAGCAGGAAAUACUUCAAGUGCAUUGAGCAAACUAUGGUACUAGGAUAUACAAUAAAUAGUAAUAAUCAAUUUUUCUUACAAUUCUAAAUUCAACCCGAAAAUAAAUUUGUAAAUAAAAAAUAAACGAAUCUUUUAUGUACUUCCUUUUUUGGUGGGGGGAGAGGACUUUUGGAGAAAAAGGACGGCGGAGAUUAAAUUAAGAGUAUGGGCACAACUUUGAAACUACGUCAAGGCAGAACCUUCGGGUAAAGCGCUGCUGGAAAUCAUUCCGCCAGGGCUUCUUCAUGCCAUUCAGCCCAUUGGAACAGCAAAAAAACCUGGUAGGAACUUCCGAGAUUCCUACAUUGAAUUGUUAAUCUCUCCUAUCAAGUUUGCUGAUUUAAAAAAAGCAAUUGGUGUCAUUCCAGCUUGACGGUCUCCAAACGGCAGCAA
Thamnophis elegans (Western terrestrial garter snake) is the source of this 5988-nucleotide messenger RNA. It is a transcript of the gene CR2, whose product is annotated as complement C3d receptor 2. Gene Ontology annotation, biological process: negative regulation of complement activation, classical pathway. NCBI's taxonomy places the organism in Eukaryota, Metazoa, Chordata, Lepidosauria, Squamata, Natricidae. The transcript is spliced from 29 exons. The coding region runs from base 805 to 5022 and encodes 1405 amino acids. The record is from RefSeq and is a predicted model, not a curated record.